Notothenia coriiceps (black rockcod) is the source of this 1822-nucleotide messenger RNA. RefSeq names its product zinc finger protein 862-like. The coding region runs from base 44 to 1822 and encodes 592 amino acids. The record is from RefSeq and is a predicted model, not a curated record. NCBI's taxonomy places the organism in Eukaryota, Metazoa, Chordata, Actinopteri, Perciformes, Nototheniidae. The transcript has 10 exons. Gene Ontology annotation, molecular function: protein dimerization activity.
UGGUGUAAAGCAUUAGGUCUCACUUGCAUCAGGCUACUCAGUGAUGCAGGCUUUUGAGCCCACAGUUAUUAUGGAGCAUGAGGCCGUCAUAGGUGGAUUCAAAUGCUUUUACGUACUAGUAAAGAAUGAGAUGGCUCACCACACCAACUACCCUAAGCUGUUAAGUUUAGCUCAGCUUUUGGGUUGUGAUUACUUUGAAAAGCUGAAGGUGGAUCAAAGAAACAAUUACCAAUCACACAGAAUAGUGGAUGAAAUGCUGGAGAUCCUUGCACAGAUAGUAGAGUUGCCUAUUUUGCAAGAGAUAAGGUCAUCUCAAGCAAUCAGCCUAGAGGUUGAUGAAACGACAGAUGUAUCUGUAAGCCGCCAGCUGGAUUUACAUGUUAGACACCUGGAUAAAGAGGGUUGUGUUUUCAACCACUUCCUUGACCUGGUAACUCUGGAAGAUGGGAAAGCUGACAGCGUGGUUGCUGCCAUCAAGAGUGUACUACAGAAGAAGGAGCUCCGGGUAGACAGGCUCUACGGACUCGGGACAGACGGUGCAGCGGUGAUGACGGGCCGUCUGAAUGGAGUGGCAAAGCAGCUCACAGACAGUUUUCCAAAGCUGGUUUCUGUAGCGUGUGCUGCUCACAGACUAGCACUGGCAUGCAAAGAUGCCUCAAAUGCUGUCAGGUAUAUGGCAAACUUCAGGAACCACCUGCAGGAACUGCACCUAUUCUUCAGAAAUAGUGCAAAUAGGUCAGCCACACUGAGAUCUGCCACUACCACUCUUGGUCUGAACAACUUGAAAGUUAAGGAGGUGAAAGAUACAAGGUGGCUAUCGCAGGACCUAGCCGUUCAAAACCUCCAGAGGAACCUUCCAGCUGUGCUGGCUGCUCUGGCAGAAGAAGCGAGCAGAAGGAAGUGCGCAGUGGCCAAAGGUCUAUACACCUUCUGUGCCACAUACCGCUUUGUGGCUGCCCUCUACCUUCAGGCAGAUGUGCUGCCCCACAUAGCAAUGGUGUCCAAGGUGUUUCAGAGAGCUGAUGUGAACUUUCUUCACAUAAAGGAGCAGGUGCCAGUCACACUUGUUACUCUGGGGAGAAUUCUGGAGGCAGGUGAGACCCCACUCCCCGGAACGUUCCUUGCUCGCCUACACCAAGACCUGGACAACCCAGGUGGACUUGGGGCCUUUAGCAUUGCCGGAGAGGAGGAGAGGAUCAGGAGGGGACACGGAAUUCUGGAGCGCCCCCGGGAAGAGAUGUGGGCCAGAUUUGUCACAGAUGUCCUCAAACCUUACAUCUGCAGCCUGGAGAGGAACAUUAAGAGGAGGUUCCAGCAUAUUGAAUUGCUGGGGGCCUUCAGUGUCCUGGGUCCAAAGGCAGUUACCUCAAAUGAUGUGACCAACAUUUCAAUGUUGCAGACCCUUACCAACAAAUUCAUCCCAGGGCAGGAUGCCACAGUUAUUCAAGAGUGGACCUCGUACAAGCAGCAUGUUCUCGUAGGAGCAUUUAAGGACAAGACACAAGCUGAGAUCAUGCACCUCCUGGCCAGUGAGAAGGACGAAUGGGCAGAAAUAUACCCAAACCUCUGCCUUCUAUCUUCAGUGGGGCUGGUCAUCCCCGUCUCCAGUGUAAACUGCGAGAGGGAUUUCUCAACGAUGAACAGGGUGAAAACUGACCUGAGAAACCGACUGAAAGGGAAGCACCUGGCUGCAUGUCUGCGGAUAGCAGUUAAUGGACCAGCACCAGAGGCGUUCCCAUACACUCAGGCGUUGGAGCUGUUCUUCAUGAAACCCAGAAGGAUGAAGUGCUCUGACAAACAGUGCCAUCUUUGUGCAAAAUGA